AUGUCCCUCCCUACGGUCGAACUCGUCGUCGGUCGGCUCAGGGACGGCGUGUCCACGACCCACCCUUCCUUCAAGAAGCUCCGGGACGCAUGUGUGAUCGGCGGACUCCCCAAGCAAGUUUACGGUGUCGCCGUCGAGGACAGCCAGAUGCUCUACUGGCUCAUCCACUAUGAUACGAUCGAGCCGAAGGACUUCCUCCCGAAGUGGCCCUCGGACUUCUGCGACUACUUCAAAGAGAUCAAGGAGAUCACGACUGAGGAGCCCGUCUCCUUCUACAUGCCGCGUGACUCGUACGCCGUUCUCUUCCCCCAGAAGAGCACGUCCGUGCCCAUCACCGAGAUCGUCGUCCUCGAGCUGAAGAGCGAGGCAGACAUCGACAAGUACAAAACCGCCCAGCAAGCGGUCGUCGACGCGCAGAGCAAGGAGCCCACCGCGCAUGCGCCAUGGUUCUCCAUGAUCAAGUCGGAUAAGGGUGUCUCUACAGGACUAGUCUUCGUCGGCUGGGACUCUAAGGAGGCGCACGAGGCAUGGGCUGCGAAGCAUGGGGCGCUGUUGCAGCCUUUGCGGGAUGUUGCGGCGAACGCGACGAUCGUGCAUGUCCCGUUCAGGGAACAUACCACCUCAGUAGGAAGUAGCCGUCUGAGACCGGUGCCCAACCCUCUCGCCAUAAAAGACCUCGCGAAGGCCAUCAACACUAACACCAACGCAUACGCCGCAACGCACUUCAUCUGUACCAACCCCCGAGUCAGCUUCGAAUCGCCAGAGAUGUCGACACACCCCGUCGAGCUCCUCAUCAUCACCGUCAAAGCCGAGAUCACCUCCGACUCCGCUGCGUUCACCGUGUUCCGCGAGGAAGCGUCCAAGACAGACGACGCGGUUGUGCGCCAGGCGUACGGCUUCCAGGUGAACGACCCGGCGCGACUGUAUUGGCUCCGACAGUUCCGCGAGGGUACGAGCCCGGAGGCUUUCGGAAGCUUCGCGCAGUCCAAGGCCGUCCUAGAUAUCAGCGCCUCCGAGGCGAUCGUGCACAACCUGCACUUCAAGGAGCUCCCCAACGAAGUGUUCACCGCGCCCGUCACCGAGAUCUCGACGGUGACCCUCAAGCAAGAAAUCAACCCCGACGAGUUCACUGCCUACAGAGCCUCGCUGACCACCAUCCUCCUGCAAUCGCCCGUCUUCCGCGGGCUCGCGCGCGGGGUCCCCGAGGCGGACCGCACGACGUGGACACUGCUUGGGUGGGAGUCCAUCGAGGGCCACCAUGCGUGGGCGAAAGAACAUAUGGGCACGACGCUCGAGUAUUUCGUGAAGUCGGUGGAGAAGUCUGCGGCGGUGCACGUCUCGUGGAGCGUCUUGUGA
Molecule: messenger RNA, 1356 nt
Organism: Rhodofomes roseus
Lineage: Eukaryota; Fungi; Basidiomycota; Agaricomycetes; Polyporales; Fomitopsidaceae
Exons: 8
Coding region: 1-1356 (451 amino acids)
Source: RefSeq, a predicted model, not a curated record